This is a messenger RNA of Oreochromis niloticus (Nile tilapia), 2110 nucleotides long. RefSeq names its product ring finger protein 41, like (gene rnf41l). The transcript has 8 exons. Lineage: Eukaryota; Metazoa; Chordata; Actinopteri; Cichliformes; Cichlidae. The record is from RefSeq and is a predicted model, not a curated record. Gene Ontology annotation, biological process: regulation of canonical NF-kappaB signal transduction. Bases 320 to 1381 code for a protein of 353 amino acids. Gene Ontology annotation, cellular component: plasma membrane signaling receptor complex. Gene Ontology annotation, molecular function: zinc ion binding.
GAGAAACCUAGGAUCGGGUGGGUCAUUAAGAGAGAGAAAAACAGCUGAAGGACAGCAGUAAUCUCUGAAUGCUUCACAACAGCAACACAGCUGCCUUCCUGUGUCCUGAACCCUUGUUGUCAGGGUUACCUCUCCACAGAGACGCACUCUCAAAGGUAGGGGAGGGCUUCAAAGGAGAGGAGACCCUCACCUUGAUGGUGUUAAGAGCGAGGAUGUGGCAGAGAUAGGACGGCAGGUUGCCCGUGGAGGAACAAGUGGAGUCAAAACCUGCAGAAAGAAGGAAGAAGGAGUUGGUUGAAGUGAAAGUUGACAUCUGAGGAUGGGCUAUGAUCUGGAGAGGUUUGUAGGUUACGUGAAUGAGGGUCUACUGUGCUGUGUGUGUCGAGACGUGCUGGAGCGCCCCCUCCAGGCACCCUGCGAACAUGCUUACUGCAGCUCCUGCAUCAGCACCUGGCUGGUCCAUCACCACUCCUGUCCUGAGGACAGACUGCCACUGGAUGUGGGUAGCCUCAAACCACUGUACAGGUACAUGCGUAAUGAUCUGAACCGUCUGCAGAUCCGCUGUGUGAAUGCAGCACAGGGGUGUGAGGUGGUCUGCUCCCUGGAGAGCCUCCACUCACACGAGGACGAGUGCGAGUUUGCCUUCAUAUCCUGCGCUAACACAGGUGGAGAGUACAUAUGUUACCACUGUGGCUGUCCCGUGCAGGUCGAGAGGCGGGGCUUGGAGGCUCACCUGUCAGAAUGUAGCUUUCGCAGCAGGGAGUGUCCCAAUGGUUGCGGCCACACGCUGCUCUCCAUCGACCAGUCACAACAUAACUGUGUAGCGGAGCUGCGCACUGAGGUGGAGAUGCUCAGGGUGGAGAUGCUGUGCAAGGUGGAAGAGGUGAGAAGAGAGAUGGAGUCUCGGCUGGACUCGCAGAGGAGACACAUGGUGCAGAAAGAGUCUCAGCUGAAGAACGAGGUGGAGGAGCUCAAGGGUCAGCUAUCCCGUGUGAUGUGUGACAUGCGUGCGCUGCUAGGUGCAGAGCGUUUGAGGAGACAAGAGCUGGCAGAGGCAGAGCUGGAAAAGAGAGAACUGCUAGAGCUCCUCAGAGACCUGCAGCCCACCAGGAGCCAGAAUCCCACUGAACAGGCAGCCAGGGACCAGCAUCAGGGAGAGGCACAGACAUCAGGCUGGGAACUCCACACCGAGCCAACCAGACAGCAACAGAGAGAGGCUUCUUCACAUGCCUCCAGUCUAUCACUGCAUUCAGCCCAGGCUUCACAUGCAUCAGGCCCACCCCCAUCACCACAGCUGGGUGAGGGAGGGCGCAAGGGUGGGACCCGGAGUCUGACCUUGGACUGCAUCAAAAAGAAGAGCAGGGAGGUGACGGUGAUCUGAAAAAGCUGCAAUAUAUGAAAUCUUUAUUUUUUUAUUAUUUAGCAACAAAAUUAGGGUUUUGGUAAAACGUGUUACAAAAGGAAGGUUUUGUUACGCUGUGUUUUUAAUGCUUAAAGAGCAGGUCUUUGUGUGUUGGAUUUCCUUCAGACCCCCAAUAGAGAUUAUUAUUAUUUGACCAUGACAUCAGACUAAACCAUUAUUUUGAACCACCUGACGUCAUUUUAAAUGUGUCGUCAGUGAGCUUCAAGAAGUUGGAAUCACCAAACCUGUAUUUUUACAACUGAAGUUAACCCCAUAACGAUUCAGUGUGGGUUUUUGUGAAAUUGAGAAUGCAAAAAAUAGACAAGUUUAAAAAAAAUUAUGUUGAAUUUUUUUCAAUGGGAGAGAAAGUUCAAUAAAAACUGAAUUUUCAAAAAAAAUUGAAUUUUCUGGCAAUUAUUUCAUGGUUCCAAUUUUUAAGGUUUAAAGGUCACAUAUUCCACCUAUUUAAGAUAUAUUAAUGUUAGUCCCACAUGACCGCAUAGUUCAAGUUUCCAUAAUAUCAACCGUGCCUGUAUACCACUGGUUUUGUGCUCCUUUUCGAACAGUUUCAGGGUUUGUAGCUUUAAAUGAGAUCAGCCUUAGAAAUAACAAAAAACACCACCACCAACAAAAAAAAAAAAAAACUGGGGAAAAACUGAAUAAUUCUGCAGACACAGCGACAGACAGCACAAGAGGGAUCACAUUUGA